Molecule: messenger RNA, 1720 nt
Organism: Spathaspora passalidarum NRRL Y-27907
Lineage: Eukaryota; Fungi; Ascomycota; Pichiomycetes; Serinales; Debaryomycetaceae
Exons: 1
Coding region: 343-1650 (435 amino acids)
Source: RefSeq, a predicted model, not a curated record
GGGGCUAUAAUCCAUGAUCAUUCCACCCAUGACGAUCGUCCUUUAAACGACUAUAGAAUUCUCGAAGGAAGGUCGUAUGCCAUGACACAUAUGCCCAAACCUUUGAAGGUGAUUAUUUUGAAUGGUGAUGCGGGGACUUAUGAAUUUAAUGUUGAUAUCAAGAGUAAUGCUAGAUUAGCCGGAAGUAAGAUUGUUGAUAAUUUUGUCGCUGAUAAUAUCCGGUUGAAACUGGACACCCACAAGGUUACUAUCAAUCACUUGUCAGUGUUGAAGCAAUUACAAGACAGAGUUGUGCCUCGUCAAUUAUCCACCCAAGAUCCUCGAUACGACAUUCACAAUCUUAUGACUAACCAGCCUAGAUCACGACAAUUGAAGUUAUCUAAGGAUAUGUUUAACCAUCCUCCAAGCAUUGAUUCACAAUUACAAGAAAUUGGUAGAAAGGGAUUAAGUCGACAAUUGACUGAUCAUGAACAGUCGUAUUAUAAUUCUUUGGUUGAGUGUAAACAAUAUACUGAUGCCAAUGAACCAAGAUAUUUCCGAAUGGCCGUUAUUAGAAUGGACGAUCCUAGAAACCGUGAUCAAGAAUGGGGGUGGCAUUAUGAUUGGAGAUUCUUCAAUGGGGCCCUUAAUUAUGAUCGUGAUGGAUGGACUGUUCAGGAAUUGGGUCAUAGAACCAAUAUCAUCUUGGAUAGAUUGUUGCGUAAUUGGAAUAGAUUUGCGCAACAGAAGGGAAUCAUCAGUUGGAUAAUGCAUGGGCCUUUAUUGUCGUGGUACUGGGAUGGGUUAAUGUUUCCAUUUGAUGUUGAUAUUGAUAUCCAAAUGCCUAUGGUUGAUUUAAUUCGAUUAGCUAGAGAGUUUAACAAUACCUUGAUUGUUGAAGACCCACAAGAAGGAUAUGGGAAAUACUUAAUUGAUGUUAAUCCAUAUAUGCAUAAUCGUGGUAUUUCCGAAGGAUCCAAUCAUAUUGACGCGAGAUUUAUUGAUGUUGACUCGGGGAUUUAUAUUGAUAUCACAGCAUUGAGUAAAUCCAAUGCCCAACCGCCUCCUGAUUAUGACGAAGACAAGUUGGUGGAUUUACAUCAUAAGAAGGGAGAUAAAUAUAACGAUCGUCGUAAGCAUUUUUACACUUUUGAAGAAUUAUCACCCUUGAGAUACUCUAUGUUGCAAGGAGUGCCUGUUUUCAUUCCCUCAGUGAUUACACCAAGAUUGAUGUUUGAGUAUCAAGAAGGGUUGAAUUGGUUUGAGUUCAAUGGGUGGUAUUUUGUCACCAAGUUGAAUUUAUGGGUUCAUGAAAAUACUGUGGCUGCAAUCUAUGACAGCCGAGAUAUUGCUGAUGAGAAUGGAGGAAUUGACAAACUGAAAUUGCUAGACAAGGUCAAGAACAUGUCGGAUAAGGAAGUAUAUCAAUUACUAGAAUCAAAUGAUGACUUAUUAGUGGAAUACUACUUGACCAAGAGCUUGACCGAUUUACAUGAACAAGAACUGAAGUUUUUAUUUGAUGAAACUGGCAGAGAUAUCUCGAGAAAGAUGUCCGAAUCUACAUUUCAACAAUAUAGUGAAUUGACAAAGCAGUUCAAGUUGAACAAGCCAUUAAGAAAAGCAUUAUACGAUUACGAGAGCAUAGAAAGAGUAAAGUAUCAUAAGGGGUAGGUCAUAGUUUAGAGUUUGAUAUAGAAGUGUAAUUACCGAAUGUGUAACUAAUUUAAUUUAAAUUAACUAC